CAGCUAACUGAGGAGCAGCUAUGACUUUAACAGCAACAGUGACUGGAUUCUUUCUCCUACUUCUGUCUGUGGAAGUGAUUCAGGGGCAGCAUUCGUCAGGAGUGAAAUGCUCCCCUCCUGCAGUCUGUGCCUUAAAAGGAUCAUCAGUGGAACUAAACUGCUCCUACACGGAUCCAUUCACAGGCACAAACACAUUUAAGAGAAUGUACUGGUUUACUGAAGAGCAGGAUGGAACACCUGUAGAUCUCAGGACAGACCCACAGUACGAAGGUCGUGUGUCGUUCACUGGUGCUCCUGGGCACGUCACUUUGAGAAUCACAGACCUGAGAGAGAGCGACUCAGCUGUGUACAACAUCAUGGUGGAGGCAGAGGAGCCAGGUGUACUUUUUACCAUUGAUCCUGGAGUCUAUUUCUCUGUUACAGAUCUGCAGGUUCAGGUGCGCAGAGAUCAGUAUGGUAAUGAGCCGGUUCUGAUAUGUGAGAACAGUUGUCGUUGGACUUCACUGUCCUACAUCUGGUACAAAAAUGGAGAAGCAGUUCACACAGAAUCAUAUCAUUAUCCAGAGGACUUUGAUUAUGGAGACAAUAUUUCCUGUGCUGUAAAAGGACAUGAGGACUUCCCCUCUCCUCCAUUCUUGAUUCAGGACCAGGUUUCAUGGGAAGUGAAAUGCACCGCUGACAUCUGUGCUGUAAAAGGAUCAACAGUGGAUCUAACCUGUUCGUACUAUGAUGUUUCCACAAGACGUGGCCUCAUAAACAGAGUUAAGGAAAUGUACUGGUUUACUAAAGAUCAGGAUGGAGAACCAGUAAUACCGUGGACAGACCCACAGUACAAAGGUCGUGUGUCAGUCAUGGGUGUUCCUGGGCGUAUCACUUUGAGAAUCACAGACCUGAGAGAGAGCAACUCGGACGUGUACUACUUCAGAUUGGAGACAGAGCAGCCAGGUGGAAUAUAUACCAGUGAUCCUGGAGUCUCUUUGUCUGUCACAGAUCCAGAUCUGCAGGUUCAGGUGAGACGACCUGAUCCUCAUGGCCAGGUGUAUCUGAUGUGUCAAAGCAGUUGUCUUCUUCCUCAACAUUCCUCCUACAUCUGGUACAAAAGUGGAGAGGAAAUUCAGUCAGAAACGUCUUCUUCAUAUAAUUUGAAGGACUUUACUCGUGAAGAGAGCUAUUCCUGUGCUUUAGAAGGACACAAGGAUUCCUCUUCUUAUUUUGUCUGUGUCUUGGGUUCAUCAUGCAACAGAGUGUUGCACACUGAAAGAAAAAUCUGUGCUCCCAAAGGCUCAUCAGUGAAUAUCUCUUCUAACUACAACAGUUAUGAGAAUAUCACUUCCAAAUUCUGGUUCAGUCCUGCACUUAGUCUCCAUUGGAAAAAUCCCAUACUACCUGAGGACCUAAAUGAAGACUCCCAGUUUGCAGAUCGUGUUCAGGUCUUUGAAACAGAGAGAGGUCGCUCCACUUUAAGAAUCACUGAUCUGAGAGAGAGUGACUCAGCAGAAUACCGUUUCAAAUUCAAGACACAGAGUUUUGAAUGGACAAGCAGUCUACCUGCCACAACGCUGACUGUCGCAGCUUUACAGGUGAGGGUGACAAGAAUAUUAGUCAACCAGUCUUCUACCUACGCAGACCUGGAGUGUCACAGCAGCUGCAUCCCAGCUCGUGGUUUUUCCUUCACCUGGUUCAGGAACGGAGAGACAAAUAGUUCCUGGCCAGAGACGACUUUCUAUAAAGGCUGGAUUUCUCUUGAAGAAGAAAUCUCCUGUGCUUUCAGAGGACAUGAACAGUUUCCCUCUCCACCAGUCUAUGCUCCAAAGGUUCCCUCAGUGCUGGUGACUUCCUCUGGUGAGAUUCUGGAGAAUAGUUCAGUGACUCUGACCUGUAGCAGUGAUGCUAACCCAGAGGCUAACUACGCCUGGUACAAGAAAAAUGGAGAUCAAGACGUCCAGCCACUCAGUAACACGUCACAACUUGUCUUCAGCUCCUUCCAGUCCUCUGACUCUGGAGAGUAUUACUGUGUAGCUGAGAACGUCCUCGGGAAGAGAACAUCCAAGCUCCUCUUUGUUGAUAUGAAGUAUAAAUCAACGAUGGUAAUAAAUGCCAUCAGGUUGGCUCUAAUGGCUGUGAUCCCGAUUCCUCUACUCCUUUUUAGUCUGUGGAUGAGUCAUUGCAGAAAAAAGACGACUCUGAGCUCCACCCCUGAACCAAACGAACCUGAAGGAACUGCAGAGGUCAGAGAGAUAUUGGGCCACACUUACAAUCACUUGAUGUUAUAAUUUGUUGGUUAAAUAAAGUUGCACUCAUUGUGACGUUAAAGACAUGUUCUCACUCUCACCUCUUCAAAAUGGCAGCUCAGCAUGUGGUCAAAAUAGAAAAAACAAGGCUGACGCUUUAACACGGUUAUGUUUGCAAAACAACAGUUUAGUAUUUACAGAUUCUACAUUACAAUGUAGGAGCUUUACUCAGUGGUCUGGAUUUGUUUUUAAUAUGUUUAAUAGUCUGAGUAGUAUUGACCAAUCAGAUGUCAGCAGGCUUGGGUGUCUGCAGAAAAAACUGUUUGUAUGGAGAGCAAAAGCAGGAGAAACAAAUCUCAAAUCUGUUUUUCUUCAAAGCCCAAAAACCUUCAUCAGUCUCAUGUCUCUAGAUUUCCUCCAUCUUAACCCUGACAAAACUGAAGUACUGUUGAGGGACCAGACCCCUUCAGCACGACUGUUCAACAGGUUCAUUGGUCCAACCAAAUAUUAAACCAACUGCUAAACAUCUAGGUAUCAUCUUUGACCAACAUAUGACCUUUGACCAUCAGAUCAUUUAAGUUGUUCAAUCUGGUUCCCUGCAGAUAUUAAAUAUUGUAAAUAUCAGAUCAACGCGCUCUUUUAUGGAUUCCCUCAGGAACUGGGUGAAUGGUAGGAUGUGCAGGUAUGAUAUAUAUGUAGUUUAGGAUGUGCAGGUAUGAUAUAUAUGUAGUUUAGGAUGUGCAGGUAUGUUAUAUAUGUAGUUUAGGAUUUCCAGGUAUGAUAUAUAUGUAGUUUAGGAUGUGCAGGUAUGAUAUAUAUGUAGUUUAGGAUGUGCAGGUAUGAUAUAUAUGUAGUUUAGGAUGUGCAGGUAUGAUAUAUAUGUAGUUUAGGAUGUGCAGGUAUGAUAUAUAUGUAGUUUAGGAUGUGCAGGUAUGAUAUAUAUGUAGUUUAGGAUGUGCAGGUUUAAGGUGCUGUGUCCACUAAUGCCUAUUUUUUAUUCAAACCAAAUUUAAAUCAGCGUACAAUUUCCAAGUCUAGAGCUGCUGCCAAUGCAAUGAUAACACAAUGUCUGUUAAUAGUUUUCACAGUUUCUUGUUAAGAUUUCAUGAAGUGAAAUCAAAUAUGAAGCAUAAUGAGCAUUUUAAAACAGACCUAACGGUCUCUACUAGAGGAAGCAGAAGUGCCACUGGGCAACUUUCACAACCUAACAACAGCAAAUGCUGUUGAGAAGCGUUCUGAAAUUGAGGUUGUGAGCGCAGCCUGCUCAAAGAAAAAACACCUUAGUGGACACGGGUCCUGAAAUUGCAUCUUGGGAGUGUAGGGUUUCUAGAGGGGUAAUAGGGCACUGUGAGCUCUUUAAGAUACGUAGGUGUCUGACCUUUAAGGGCUU
This is a messenger RNA of Notolabrus celidotus (New Zealand spotty), 3621 nucleotides long. RefSeq names its product B-cell receptor CD22-like. The transcript has 10 exons. The coding region runs from base 21 to 2273 and encodes 750 amino acids. The record is from RefSeq and is a predicted model, not a curated record. Lineage: Eukaryota; Metazoa; Chordata; Actinopteri; Labriformes; Labridae.